UUGUGUGCGGCCGGCGGGGCGCGCGGCGGUGCGGGCGGGCCACGGGCGGCGGGCGCCGCGGUCGGGCGGGCGGGCGCGCGGCAGCAUGGAGGAGCUGAGCAGCGUGGGCGAGCAGGUCUUCGCCGCCGAGUGCAUCCUGAGCAAGCGGCUCCGCAAGGGCAAGCUGGAGUACCUGGUCAAGUGGCGCGGCUGGUCCUCCAAACAUAACAGCUGGGAGCCAGAGGAGAACAUCCUGGACCCGAGGCUGCUCCUGGCCUUCCAGAAGAAGGAACACGAGAAGGAGGUGCAGAACCGGAAGAGAGGCAAGAGGCCGAGAGGCCGGCCGAGGAAGCUCACUGCCAUGUCCUCCUGCAGCCGGCGCGCCAAGCUCAAGGAACCCGAUGCUCCCUCCAAAUCCAAGUCCAGCAGUUCCUCCUCUUCCUCCACGUCGUCGUCCUCUUCCUCAGAUGAAGAGGAUGACAGUGACUUAGAUGCCAAGAGGGGUCCCCGGGGCCGGGAGACCCACCCAGUGCCUCAGAAGAAGGCCCAGAUCCUGGUGGCCAAACCUGAGCUGAAGGACCCCAUCCGGAAGAAACGAGGCCGCAAGCCCCUGCCUCCGGAGCAGAAGGCGACCCGGAGACCCAUGAGCCUGGCCAAGGUGCUGAAGACGGCCCGGAAGGACCUCGGGGCCCCGGCCAGUAAGCUGCCACCUCCACUCAGCGCCCCCGUGGCAGGCCUGGCAGCUCUGAAGGCCCACGCCAAGGAGGCCUGCAGCAGCCCCAGCACCAUGGCCACCCCAGAGAACCUGGCCAGCUUGAUGAAGGGCAUGGCCAGCAGCCCUGGCCGUGGUGGCAUCAGCUGGCAGAGCUCCAUCGUGCACUACAUGAACCGCAUGACCCAGAGCCAGGCUCAGGCCGCCAGCAGGUUGGCACUCAAGGCCCAGGCCACCAACAAGUGCGGCCUCGGGCUGGACCUGAAGGUGAGGACGCAGAAAGGGGAGCUGGGAAUGAGCCCUCCAGGAAGCAAAACCCCAAAGGCCCCCAGCAGCGGGGCUGUCGAGCAGAAAGCAGGGAGCACUGGGGGGCCCCAACACACCCAUGGCACCAGCAGGGUCCCUGCUGGGUGCCCAGGCCCCCAGCCAGCCCCCACCCAGGAGCUGAGCUUCCAAAUCUUAGACUUACAGAAUGUCAAGAAUGGCAUGCCUGGGGCAGGUCUGCUCCCCCGCCACGCCGCCACCACCAAGGGUGUCCCAGCCACCAACCCAGCCCCUGGGAAGGGCACUGGGGGUGGCCCCAUUGGGGGCAGCGGGGCCACCAUGCCCACCGACACCAGCAAAAGUGAGAAGCUGGCUUCCAGAGCAGCAGCUCUGCCCACCCCUGCCGGCAAGAGGGACUGUGUCAAGGGCAGUGCCACCCCCAGUGGGCAGGAGAGCCGCUCGGCCCCCGGAGAAGCCCGCAAGGCGGCCACGCUGCCUGAGAUGAGUGCAGGUGAGGAGAGCAGCAGCUCUGACUCCGACCCUGACUCCACCUCACCACCCAGCACUGGGCAGAACCCGUCAGUGUCCGUUCAAACCAGCCAGGACUGGAAGCCCCCCCGCAGCCUCAUCGAGCACGUCUUUGUCACCGAUGUCACCGCCAACCUCAUCACCGUCACAGUGAAGGAGUCUCCCACCAGUGUGGGCUUCUUCAACCUGAGGCAUUACUGAAGCCCCUGAGCCACCAGCUGCUUGGUCUUACCUCCCCUUCCCUGUCUCGGGCUUUGCUGACUAAGUGACUCCCAGCCCAAGCCCCCUCAAGGGUCUGGGUAGGGAGGAGGAGUAGGUGGUCUCCUUGAAGAGCAGGCUUGGAAGGGGCUUUUCCCCAGCCCCCACCCUGCCUUGCUGGCCUGGUCUCCACCAUGUUCCUACCUCUGUAGGCCUCUGCUCUCCCCUCCUGCCUCAGGAAAUGUGGUGGCACCCGUGGCUCAAGGUGACUGUCUUGAACAGAGCGGGCUUCUUUGUGGCUGCGUUCGUGCUGGGUUUGAACUGCCCCUCCCUGGCCUGCAAGACUGAAUCACAGCUUUGCUCCCAUCUCCCAGGGUCUGAGGUAUCAGGAGGGGGCUUCUGGCCCACCUCACCUUCAGCCUUGGGUGGCAGGAGAGUGUCAUGGGGAGGCAAGGCCAGUGGGACUCGUGUUCCCUCCACCUGGCGACAGCUUUUGGGAGAUGGGAUGGGUGGGGGCUGGCCUGGUUAGCAUGGCCUCAGCCAGCAGUGGUGGGGUGGGGAGCCAUCCCCUGACAACUGGGGGCUGGCCAGGUCCUUGAUGUGAAGGACAGUGGCUGGCAGCUGGCGUAGAGUGAGCACAGGAGCCCUAACAGGCUUUUCGGCCAUCUAGCCCCGGUUCAGGGCAGCAUCUACGGCCCCCACACAGCCCACAGGCCAGCAUGGGUGGGGUGGGAGGGGGUUCCACCUGAAGAGCCUCCACGCUUCGGAGCAGGAGGCAAGCUGUGGCCACUGCCCGCCCUUCUGCUGUCCCAGUGAGAAGUGACCUGAGUCCCCUUCCAGACCCACCCCCUGCCCGGGGUCCACUGAAGCAUCUUCCAUUUC
This is a messenger RNA of Cebus imitator (Panamanian white-faced capuchin), 2563 nucleotides long. It is a transcript of the gene CBX2, whose product is annotated as chromobox 2. NCBI's taxonomy places the organism in Eukaryota, Metazoa, Chordata, Mammalia, Primates, Cebidae. The record is from RefSeq and is a predicted model, not a curated record. Gene Ontology annotation, cellular component: heterochromatin; PRC1 complex. The transcript is spliced from 5 exons. Gene Ontology annotation, biological process: negative regulation of transcription by RNA polymerase II. Bases 86 to 1684 code for a protein of 532 amino acids.